Molecule: messenger RNA, 1606 nt
Organism: Saccostrea echinata
Lineage: Eukaryota; Metazoa; Mollusca; Bivalvia; Ostreida; Ostreidae
Product: KICSTOR complex protein ITFG2-like
Exons: 12
Coding region: 6-1253 (415 amino acids)
Biological process (GO): regulation of TOR signaling
Cellular component (GO): KICSTOR complex
Source: RefSeq, a predicted model, not a curated record
AAAACAUGUGGCGCAAUGUAUCUUUUGUAGAAAGAAUAGAACUUGAUUUCUCGGGAAAUUUAUUUAACCAUGCAAUUGUCCUUGGUGAUGUAGAUAAUGAUCAGGGGCAUGAGUUAGCAGUGGGUAAUACAGAUGGAGACUUGGCCAUUUUUAAGGGAACCACAAGAUUUCCGUGGAAACGAUGUUCUGGUCUUGGAAUGAUAACAUGCAUAGGAGUUGGAGAUGUAUUUAACAAAGGAAAGAAUGUAUUGGUUGUGCUGACAGCAGAAGGGUGGUGUAACAUAUUUGAUAUCAAGUCUGAGCCAUCUACAGAGACUACCAAGGAUUCCGACACUGUGGGAGAGAGUAUAACUCCAUCCUUUACUCAGCACCUCCCAGCAAAUGGUAAAGUUCUACUGAUAGAGGAUGUAGAUGGGGAUGGUAAGGUUGAGCUGACAGUGGCGUACUCUGAUCGUGUGGUGCGGUGUUUCAGAUGGAGCACUGUGCAAGACCCAGAGACAGAACUCAUCUCAGACAACCUGAUACAGACUCAGAAAUGGCAGCUAGCAGGACAGAUAAGUUCCCUGACAGUGAAUUUUACAGAAGAGGGACAUCCAGAACUUUUGGUAGCUCAGCCGGGAGGGGAUUAUGUAACAAUGACUUUUAAACAGGGCUCAGAACUUGACCUUUCUGGUGAUGAAGGAUAUAAUGAAGAAGUGUUGAAGUCUGAUCAGAGGGCAAACCAAACCGUUUCCACAGAAAUCCUGGGUGGAAUCUCCAAACAGAGAACAAAACAGCCAGGGACGUACUACGCUAUCUGUACUCUGGACGGUAAUCUACUAUUAGUGGAGAAGAAACAGAUUCUCUGGUCUCUACAAGUUGACCAUCAGCUAUUCUCACUGAAGAAGUUAGAUGUCACAGGUAAUGGUAAGGAGGAGGUUGUAUGUUGUUCCUGGGAUGGUCAGACUUACAUUGUCAAUCAUAACAGAGCUGUCGUUAGGUAUCAGUUCCAGGAGAAUGUCACGGCCUUCACAGCAGGCCUGUAUGGAGUAGACAACAACCCUAGCUUUGUAUAUGCCACCUAUAACAAUAAGAUUUACAUCUACAAUAAUAUACAGCUACCUCAGGUCGAGUCAACCAAUCUUAUAGAGGUGAUGGAGAGACGAGAGAACACACAGGAACUAUUGGAAAAGAUAGGAUUACAGGAUCCACACCCAAGCCAGCUACGAGACUUAUACCACUGGUUGUUGUAUGGAUGGAGAGGCUACACAUAACAUUGACAUUGUCUUUAAUACAUGGAAGAGAGCUAUAUGACUUUAUAGGUAUAUGAUAAUCAAGAGAUCCAGAACUAGGUGCUCUCCCUUGACCAGCAGAUGGCAGUCAGAAGGAUAGUUGUUGCUUUGUAGCUUAAAGCUGUUGAUUGAAUCUUUGAAUUUAUAUUACUAUUUUUUAUAAAUUCACUUGAGAAUAACUACAUUUCUUAUAGAAAUGUGGUAUAUUUUACUUGUUUGAUAUUGACAAUAUAUGUAAACCUGUGAACAAUACUUAGAAAAUGAAACAAGACAAGGCUUUUAUCAAAAGUAUAAGAUACAAAAUUGUAAAAAAAAUAUUUUAGAAAUUUGCUACA